Messenger RNA from Penicillium soppii, 900 nucleotides. RefSeq lists its product as uncharacterized. The transcript is spliced from 2 exons. Bases 1 to 900 code for a protein of 299 amino acids. Lineage: Eukaryota; Fungi; Ascomycota; Eurotiomycetes; Eurotiales; Aspergillaceae. The record is from RefSeq and is a predicted model, not a curated record.
AUGUCCUACAAUAACUACGGCAACGGCGGCGGCGGCGCCAGCGACGACUACUACAACCAAAACAACAACCAAGAGUUCUCGGGCCGUCAAGAGGGCCACCACCGAGGCAACCAAGGCGGCUACGGCCAAGAAAUCCAAGGCAACGCCGGUUAUGGCCGGCAGGAGGAGUCAUACGGUCGUGAACAAACCCACGGCGGAAGCCAGGGUGGCUACGGCCGGGAAGAAUCCUACGGACACCGACAAGAGUCCCAGUCCUACGGACGCCAGGAAGAAUCCUACGGGCGUCAAAAUGAGGGCCGCCAGGAACAAUCGUACGGACGCCAGGACGAAUCCUACGGGCGUCAAAACGAGGGUCGCCAGGAACAAUCGUACGGAGGCCAGGGCGGCCGCCACAGCAACUCGAACGAUGACUUCAGCAGCGCUGCGGACCACGCGCAGGAGCACCACGGCAGCGAGGAUAAGUCACUGUUCAGCUCUGCGCUGAACUUCCUCCAAGAGCGUAAGGGGCAGUACUCUGGCGAUGUUGAUGAGCAACAGGCUGCCAAUGCGCACCAGGCUAUGUAUGGGUCUGGUAGCUCGCAGGGCCAGACUCAUGAUUCCGGGACUGUUGGUGCUGGUGCUGCUAUGCAGGCUCUGAAGAUGUUCGCUGGUGGUGGUUCUGGCGAGAGCUCUGGCUCUGGUGGUAUGGAUAAGAACAAGCUUAUUGGGCUUGCUAUGGCUCAGGCUGGAAAGUUGUGGGAUGAGAAGCAGGGUAGUGGUGGUAACAUGUCUGGCGACAAGCAGUCUGCUGUUAACUCUGCUGCUGAGAUGGCCCUGAAGAUGUACAUGAAGAGCCAGGGUGGUGGUUCCAGCGGUGGCGGUGCCAGUAGCCUCUUGAGCCUUGCCAGCAAGUUCAUGUAA